This is a messenger RNA of Aethina tumida (small hive beetle), 5359 nucleotides long. RefSeq names its product ephrin-A4. Gene Ontology annotation, molecular function: ephrin receptor binding. The record is from RefSeq and is a predicted model, not a curated record. Gene Ontology annotation, cellular component: plasma membrane. The coding region runs from base 541 to 1359 and encodes 272 amino acids. Lineage: Eukaryota; Metazoa; Arthropoda; Insecta; Coleoptera; Nitidulidae. Gene Ontology annotation, biological process: ephrin receptor signaling pathway; axon guidance. The transcript is spliced from 3 exons.
CAGCGGCGAGUUCGGCGAGUUCGGUGGCGCACGGGGGAUUUCACGUAUUCAACGCGCUCCGCUCCGGCCCGCUUGUCGGCUCGUCUCAAUCUCAGUCUAGUCAGGUCGGUCGAGUGAUGGUGAUGCGUGCCCGUUCCAGUCCGCCAUUGCUGACAGGGUUCCGCUUGUCUGUUGUGUGAAUGUGCGCCCGCCGCUCCGUGCCUACGCUGCUCACGAGGGGAUGGUUGUUUUUUUUCCUUCUCUCGUCCCGUUCUACCUGUAAACGCCGUAAUGUAAUGUGCGUCGGUUGUUUGUGAAUUUCGGUAGUUUCAGUUUUGCCGGGGCCCCCCGACGUCACAUUUUAUCCGGUCCCGUUUUCGCCGUACGCCUGUGAAUGAUGUAGUUUUGGUUUUGUGCUUGUUCGGCCGAUGUGUUUAUUUUUGUUUGGGUGCUUUGAUUUGCCCGCAACUCGUACAUGGAGCUUACAUUUUAUUCGGUUGAUGGAAAGGGUGAAAGACAUGUAAAGAAACCCGACUUGGUCGAGAACAACGAAGAAACACCAUGGGCUGGCAACCGGGCUGCGUUCUUCUGAGGGGCAUCGUUUUGCUGACGUUCAGCUUCCACUACUUCGUGCUGGGCUCGUUGCCGAGCAGCGCCAAGUUCUACACGAUCCAUUGGAACUCGUCGAACCCCAUCUUCCGCAUCGACAACACGGACAACAUCAUCGACGUGAACCGCAACAACAUGAAGUUCGAGUACGACCAGGUGAACCUGAUCUGUCCCGUCUACACGCCGGGCACGAGGGACGAGGAGAUGGAGAAGUACAUCAUCUACAAUGUGUCCAAGGACGAGUACGAAACAUGUAGGAUAACGAAUCCGAAUCCUAGGAUAAUUGCGGUGUGCGACAAGCCAUAUAAACUCAUGUACUUUACGAUUACGUUUAGGCCGUUCACGCCGCAGCCGGGCGGGCUGGAGUUCCUGCCCGGCCACGACUAUUAUUUCAUCAGCACAUCCACCAGCGAUGAUCUACAUCGAAGAAUAGGAGGGCGGUGUACAACCAGCAACAUGAAGAUCGUGUUCAAAGUGUGGGGCCCGCCGCCGAUGCCGGCCACAUCGCAGCCGCCCCAGGCCACGAAGUCCUGGUGGCCGGUGACGUCGCAGCAGCGGACGACCACCACCAGCACAUCGACGACCACGAGCACGGAAGCGCCGCCCCCGACCACCACCAAGAAAUCGAAAACGUACAACAAACACCCGAACGAGGUGGUGAAGAGUGAGGAACUCACCCUGGGCGGCGGUGCCGCGGCGCCCAGCUCCGCAUCGCUCCACUGUUCGAUGGUUCUGUGCGCGGUGCUCGCGUUGGUGUUUACGAUGCGAUGAAAUCGCUGAGGCGCUCCGUUCAAAGUAUCAAUCGUACCGGUACGUCCGCGUCUCACCCAGCCCCCGAAAAUGAUAAACCCCCAAACACUAAUUAAAACCCGCCCCCCGACCCGUGUCAAAACCGGACUAUUUCUAUGCGUGUCUCCCCCUACCCCCCCAACACACACAAUUUGUAUGUUUAUAUUAUAAACUGUCUAACGACCUAAAAGUAUCCUAAUUUUAUAUAUACAUGAUGGUAACUAUUAUUGUUAAGGUAAAUUAUUUUUUAUUUUGGGCAUUGGAAUAUUAAUUAGAAAAUAUACGGCUGCAGUUGGUUUUGGUCCAGCCACAGGGCAAGACAGAAGGGGAACUGGUCGACGAGGCAAAAUUCUUAACAAUUAACAGGCCUAAUGUUACCUACAUGUUACCAAAUAUGUAGAUUUUCUAUAUAGUUUAUAAAAUUGGAGCCGCGUGAAGGCCUAAUCUGCAAACAAUUUGUUUACAUCCCAUGAAAUUAAACUUGAAAACAAAUAAAUUAGUUUAAAAACGAUUAAUUUGAUCAUCAGAAUUGUUAUGCCGCAUACGUCGGAUUAGAUUGAUUGUUGCGUUUCAAUUUACUUUGAUUAACGAUGCAAAUGCGUUUGAUUGAACGCACUUAACCAGUACCCUCGUUUGCAUGUGGCUGGCUACUUAAAAAUAGGAAAAUUUAUGUCGCCGAUGUGACACACAUUGAACGGACCGUUUGUUGCGUUCGCAAAAACUCGAGCCGUUGCACAACGAUUUAAAAUUGUUGCAUUUUAUGUCGUCGGUGCCGUUGCGGUGGUUCGUUCCCCCGUCCGCGACAUGAUGGUCGUCAGCAAACUUUUGUGAUAUAUAGCAUGUACUAAAUAAGCUGGCGGUGGUGAAAAACGUCCAAAGAGAAGGUCGAGAUGGUCGCCGCAAUUGUGAAUAUACAAUUUUAGAAUUGUUCAAGAAUAUUAAUAGUACAAAUUGUGUACCUUGUGGUGAAAAGGGUAUUAUAUAGAGUAGAAGAGAAACAAGUCCCUUAUUGAAUACCUAUUUAUCAAUAUUGCAAGUGAUACGAAUUAUUGGCGAGUCCCUGUGACUUUGUUAUUUUCAAUGUGCGUCGAGCAUAUCUAAAUAAAUUCACUAACAACUGAAUAGAAAAUGAUUUUAAUGAAAUAUAUUAGUAGACAAUAACAGAUUGAUUUUGCUAUUAUCUUACCUUGCAAUUGGAGGCGACCCUAUCAACUUUCUCGUUGUGGCACAUUUAGUUUUCUCACAUAAAAAAUAUUUCUAACUUUUAAACCUAAAAAACGCUUAUUAAUUUUAUUUUGAAAUAAUAUUCCAAUGUCUGAAGUUAGACAAUAUAUUAUUUUAAUGCUGAUUUUUUAACGAAUUGGUGGUGUACAGUUUUUUAUAUGUUGGUGUAGAUGAUAAUAAUAUUUUAUGCGUAAUGCAUAGUGACCAAUUCAAACGGACUACUAAAAUAUGGAAAAAAAAUCGUGUAAAUGUUAUAUUUUUUGGUCAGUUGAUUAUUUCGUAGAUUAUACAGUGUUGAACAUUAAAAAACAUCGUAUUUGUAAAACUGUGAAGACUGAUAUUAGUUUUUAUUGUGUUAUAUAUAAAAGUAUUGAUAUCCUUAUAGGAUGCUUCUGGCGUUUUUAGUGUGAACAAGUGUCUGAUGGACGAUUAUUUUAAGGAAGUACUUACUGCUUUAUUUAUGUCAAUGGUUGUGACUUUUAUGUAACUUGUUGUACUCUAUUUGGAAAAAUUCAUAGAUUUAUGUUAAUAAUUUUGUACUUACGAGCCUAAUUUCCAUACAGAAACCUAAAAUGAAAUGUGAAAUGAUUUAUGAAUAUUUUUUAUACAGAAUUUAAGUCUUAUUGUAAUUAUAUUAAUAAAAUUUGUACCUAUGUUUGUUGUUUUAGGUAGAUUUGUUCAUUUUUACAAUCAAAUUUUACCAUUUGUUACGUGAUCCUGACGUGAAAAUAAUAUUUCAUUUCACAUUACUCUAUUCUUAAACAGACAGAAUCAAUAUUUUUCCCAAUAGAGUAAGACUAUUGAAUGAAAUGGUUUUCGUUUAAAUAAGUGGAAAACUGUUCAUUCUGAUGCAAUAGAUUACUGAAUAAUUAUUGUGAGUCUCCAUAUUUAUCUUCUUUAUUUUAUUUAUUAUUCAUUUUACUUUACUAUUUAUUUGUCAACUAUGAUUUGUCUACACUAAUUUCUGAGGUAAUACAAAAAUUAUUCAACCAUGCCAAUUGAAUAAUAUUUCUAUUAUUUCUCGCAAUAUUUCUGAAUCUGUGUAUUAAUUGAAAUUAUUUGGUAUUCUUACAGUAUUAAUUUAUAAAACAGCAUUAUUUUUUGUAUGAUAUCUAGGUUAACAUAAUUAUAUUUAAAAUAAAUUUUGUACAUAAUUCAUAUGCAACUAAUACAAUUUUCAAAAGGUUCGAAAUGUAUUUAAAUUAAAAAAGCUUUAAAAACACUAAUUAGAUCUGAUGAAAAAUUAAUUUUUGUAAAAUACUAGGUUGAUGUACACAACAUUAAAAAUGUACGUUUUAAAUAUUAUUCGAACCUCUAUUAAUGUGAAGACUUCAAUGAAUAUUGUACUUGUGAAUUAUAUUGUCGAAGGCAAUUCAUAAAUUAAUUUUCCAUGUCAUAAGUCGACGGUGUUAAGGCUAAACACAUAUUGAGUUAGAGAAGAAUAAUUUAUGAUUUGCUCUCCAUAUUAUAGUUUGUGUAUGAUGCGUCGUACAUUAUUCAUUAAGACGGAUCUUGUCCAUAAACAUAACAUUCUCUAAUUUUUGUAUAGUUACAAAUUGCAUUUUAGCUUGUAGUGCCAAUAAAUAAAAUUAUAAGUCCACAUUUAUUUGUGAAUUAUUUACUCCAACAAACGUCUACUUCUUAGAUUAUUUAGAUAACUUAAAUAGAAUACAGUUUUAUCAAGCCAAUCUGUAAGAAAUUCACAAAUAAGUAACAAAACAAAUCUCAGAAACAAUCAUUCAUAUCACAUACUUUUAAAAGAGGCAAUAAUUACAGUAUUGGCUAAAAUUUACAUAUAAACCAUGACAGCCCAGACAAAGCUUACCAUUGACUUUAUUGGAAGUAUUGAUAUGAAUCCCUCACUGUUCUGUACAUAUUCUAGACAAAAGACACAAAACUCUCGUCCAGUAAUAGUAUUAAUUUAAAUUUAAGCAAUACAAUUAAUUUUGCCAUAAACUUAUCUUGCCAAUAAGUGGAUCAAUUCUUUAUGUGAUGUGCAUUAUGGUAGACUAAAAAGAAGCCCGCCAAAUCCAUGACUGAUUUUCCUCUAUUGAUAUAUAAAAAGUCCAGUCUUAUGAAUGCAAAAAAUGCAGUUUUGGAUUUAGCGCGUCUCUUUUUGCCGGAGAACAAAUUUAAGCUCUCUUGUAUAUUAAAGAACAAGUGCUAAAAACGCCAGAACCUUGGAUGAUUUGUGUCUAGAAUUGUAGUUUUACGAUAUUGUAAUCUGAUGUACUUUUAAUUGCAAACCAUAGUGAUAAAAACAUUAAUCCAAUGAAGUUUUCUGCUGUCAAACAUUGGUCUAAUUCAUUUUGCAAUUCCAUAUCAUUAUUUUUACAUUUUUAAGGCAACUGUCACUCGGACCGGGUUGCAUACGUUGGAUGUUUAAAAAAUUGUACAUAAAGUAAAUUAGAAUUAGUGAUUGUCGCUCUCCUCCGAAAAAUUGUAAACGUUAAACCUCAACCAAGGGGAGAGUAUAUAACGUAUGUCACUGCGUGUCCGAAACUGAUCCGCCUUCACGAAUCUCGAAUUAAGUAAACUAUUUAUUGGGUUAACGCCUCGUGAUUUAUUUUUUGUAUAUGGCAAGAAUUAUUUUAAUAUCUAAUUUAUAUGAUUUACCUAAGUAAAAAAUAUUUAUAUCUUUUAACAUCAAAAUUAUCUGUUAUAUUUUAUUAGAUGAUGAUCACAUUGUAUGUAUUACGAUUGUAAAAUGCACUCUAUAUAUACAUAAUUAUAUAAAUAUACAUACAUGCCAUUUUAA